UUCAUUCUUCUUUUUUGCUAGAAAUGGAGCGCUAACUGAAUCCGAUGAGGUGCUGCCAAACAAAGCAUUGAGAAGUGAGCACACAUUCUGCAUUGAGCAAAGGACUGAGAAGAUUUUCCUCUUUCACUUACUAGAGUUUCCUGCUGUGAAGUAAUAUGUGUUGAAGAUUUUAUUCCCCUAUCCAUCUACCUCAUUUUACACAGUUUUCUCAGACAUGGCAGGGGAGCUCUCUUUAUUAUUUCUUUUGUUGCUCUGUGGGAGAACAAUUUCUGAAGUGCAGCCUUUACACCAACCGCCUUCUGAUGCUCUGGAUUUUGGGUUUGUUCCCUCAAAGACAUAUGAUACCAGCGCAUACCACGAACCUGGAGCAAUAGGAAUUUUGUUCCGAAUUGUCCAUGCUUUUCUCUAUUUAGUGCAACCAAACUAUUUCCCUCAAGAUCUUAUUAAAAAACUGGCACAGCAAUCAUUUGGAAGUAAGCCGGGUGAUUACCAAAAGCCAGAAAAUGUUGUCCUGACUUUGCAGGCCGUUUACUAUGAAAUUGGUUUUAUAGUCUGUGCUGCUGUGGGGAUACUGUUUGUUCUGUUGCUGCCUCUAGUGGGGCUCUGCUUCUGCAUGUGCCGCUGCUGUGACAACUGUGGUGGGGAAAUGCACCAGAGACAGAAGAAAAAUGCGGACUGCCAGAGGGGCUGCUUUGCUACCGUUCUUUUUGUUGCUACUUUAUUAAUCAGCGUUGGUGUGCUUUUUGCCUAUGUUGCUAACCAACACCUCACAAGUCAAGUCCGAGGAGCAAAGAAAUUGGUGAACAGUAAUUUCAAAGACCUGAAGACUUUCCUAAAUGAUACUCCUGCGCAAAUUGAUUAUUUGGUGAGUCAGUAUAACACUACCAAGAAGAAAGCACUUUCUGAUCUUAACAAUGUUGGCCCAACACUUGGCAGUAGAGUCCAAGAACAGCUCGCAAGGGAAGUCCGCCCUGCACUUGAUGCAGCCCUGACCAUAGCAGGAGUCAAAGUGGAAAGGGCCAUUAAAGCUAUUAGAGAAACAAAGGAGGCGCUGGAGAAUGUAAGUGUUUCCGUGGAGGUCUUGCAGGAAGGAACUGAGAGGCUGCAUGGCAACCUGACAGAAGUCAAAGGACACCUGAUGAACACACUUAAUGAUUCGGCCUGCACAGCUGUUCAGGCUGCUUCAACUUGCAAUAUCAUUAGGAAUUCGUUAAAUCAACUAGACAUCAAUGCCAACUUCAGCAAGUUGCCAGGAGUUAGCACUCAGCUUGCCAAGGUCAAUGAAGUCCUUAAAAUAGACCUCUCCAGUCUGGUUCAAAAGGGCUAUGCAGCAUUUAACAAUACUCCAGAUUUAGUACUUGAUCAAACAAAGAACAUUUUGGCAGCUGUACCUUAUAUAAAAAAUGUUCUGGAAGCUGUUGGUUCAAAUAUCACAGCCUUUACUAAAAUGCUUCCUGUCCAGAAGGUACUGGCAGACUUCACAAUAUAUCUUACCCAGGGUGAGGCGUACGUUCAGGAUCAUUUUCCAUUAGUGGAGCAAUAUGAUUUCUACAGAUGGCUGGGUUGCUUAAUUCUCUGCUGCAUGGUGAUAUUGAUCCUUGUUUUUUACUAUCUGGGACUACUAUGUGGUACCUGUGGUUAUGACAAAAAUGCUACUCCAACGACAAGAGGCUGCAUCUCGAACACUGGAGGGAAUUUCUUAAUGGCUGGAGUUGGAUUCAGCUUCCUCUUCUCUUGGGCUCUGAUGCUAAUUGUAAUGAUCACUUUCAUUACGGGUGGAAAUGUGGAGAAGCUUAUCUGUGAGCCAUUUGAAGACAAGACUUUAUUCAAAAUUUUGGACACUCCUUACUUGUUGAAUCGCCACUGGAAACACUAUCUCUCGGGCAUCAUUCUAAAAAAUCCAAAUAUUGACUUGACAUUUGAAAAAGUUUACAGUGACUGCAAAGAAAACAAAGGCAUUUAUACCACACUUCAACUAGAAAACAUCUUCAAUAUCCAUGACAUUCUGAAUGUUAGCAUGUAUGCAGAAGACGUGUCACUUAAAAUCAGACAUAUUAAUGUAAAUCUGAGCAACAUAGUCUUGUUGGAUGAAAUUGGAAAGAAAAAUCUUUUGGAUUUUAGUGCUUCAGGAAUAAAUGAGAUAAACUUUGCAGCAUACCUGGCAGAGAUCAAUAAGAGUGUUACCAAAGUGGAUCUCUUGUCCUUUGCUAACGAUUUAGAAGCAAGAGCAGAUCAACUGCCUAAAGGAGCACUGGAAAAUGCCUUGAAAGGACAUGCAAAUAAUAUCCGAAUGAUACAUAGUCAGCAAGUGGUUCCAUUGGAGCAAGCAAUGACUGUCAAGAAAUAUGUUAGAGCUAGGAGCACUUUAAACCAGAGCAUAAGGCUACUCCAAAAACUCUCCUCAGAACUUUCGGGGAAGGUGAAAAAUGUGAUUGGAGCAGUUGAUUCUGCUCAAAAUAUUAUAAACAAUAAUGCUUCAUCAGUUAUUGUUCAGGAAACAAAGAAGUACAUGGGUACUAUAAUAGGUUACUUUCAGCAAUAUGCGGAAUGGGUGAAAGAAUCGAUUACCAUGGAAGUGGCGACAUGUAAGCCCAUUGCCAAUGUGAUCGAUACAGCCGUAGAUAUAUUUUUGUGCAGCUAUAUAACAGAUUCUUUGAAUGCCUUCUGGUUUGGUUUAGGGGGCUGCUCACUAUUUCUAAUCCCUGCCAUCAUUUGUGCUAUAAAACUAGCCAAAUUCUAUCGUAGGAUGGAUACAGAAGAUGUAUAUGAUGAUGUUGAAUCUAUGCCCAUGAAAAAUUUGGAAAAUGGUAAUAAUGGUUAUCAUAAAGAGCAUUUAUAUGGUAUACACAAUCCAAUUAUGACAAGCUCUGUGGAACAGUGGUAGCACAUAUUGGAAAUGUCAAGGCCCGUGGAAAGAGUAAUUCAGAUUCUCCUCUGAGAAAACACCAUCUUUCCAAUCAGCGUUGAACUCUGAAUAUUCAUCCUUCUUGUUUAGGGCCUGCACAGUGAAUUAUUCUCAAUUAUUUGCUAUUUUGUACCACUGAAACCUGAAAUUAAUGGUUUCUAUUCUUGCUUUACCACACCAUUUUUCAGUUGAGGUUUCUGUACCAUAUGUUCAUAAUAAUUUGAGUAAACAGGGCUGUCUGGGUUUUAUGUUAACUAUUUUGUCUGUUUCGUUUCAGAUUAACUGCCCAUUUGCAAUUACUCAGUUUUUUCUUAUAAUACCUAGAUUUAUUACUGCAAUACGUAAAAUGUGUUUACAUGAAGAAUACAUUAUCUUUGCAGACACUUUUGUAUCUGUGUUUUUUACAGCUGUCUUACAGCAGAUUUUUAAUACUAUUUGUUAUAUACUUCACAAGAAACCUAUUCAGCAUGAUCAAUGUUCCUUUGGUGCUGUUAGAUGGCCACCAUUGACUGGUUUGUUCUUUCAAAAAUGGAAACCAGUCUUUCUUAUUUUCAGAAAAUUUAAUGUCAUUUUUUUCCGGGUGAUAAUUUAAUAUGCCAUGUCACUAAGACCAAAAGUGUAUUUUUUUUCUUAAAUCAGUUAGUAUUAAACAUUGUGACCUAAUGUGAAAAUGAAAGAUAAUUUUAAAAAUGUCUUCCUUAGAAUCUGAAUAAAUAUAGUAUGUCAGGUCAAAAGGACCUAUUCAGGACAACUGCAAAUAGUAUACUAUGUGUAAUGAAUGGAAGACAGCACUUUAAUUGCUGUCUCUUGAUCAUACAUGCCUAGAUAUGCCCAACAUUCCCAUGUACAUCAUUUACAUGUGUAUGAGAGGCAUUGGCUUGGGGAUACAUGUAUUGAGAUGUAGGUAUAUCAGUGUACCUCAUCUUAGAUUUCAGGUGAAAGUGACACAUAAUUCCAUGUCCACUUAGUUUAUUAAGUUUGGCAAAGAUGUGAGACUAGGCCCCAGAUUAACAAGCAUGGUUCCUCUGUCAUGGCCUCUUUAUAUAUUACUUGUAAACUGAAUUUUUGAAAAAAAAAUUGCCUAUAUUUUGUGAAAUGUUAAAGGAGACUGUAGGACAAUUUAGAGAACUGUUGCAUUCCAUUUUCCUUGAAAUUGGGUGUAAGAGUUGUGAACAGAAUUAAUUUGUCUGACUAAUUUGUCUGACUAAUUUGGAAAGGGUGCUCAAUGCAUUUUUUUUUAAAAAAAUACAAUGUCUUCUCGAUGUUUUGACAUUGUAUUUCUUGAAAAUAUGAAUCAGGAGGAGAUACUAAAGUAUAUUAAGGCCACUGGUUUUUUGGCUGUUUGACUGUAAAGAAGCUCCUUUAAUAGAGUUUUGUUCAAGAAUCAUUCCUGAUUUAACAUCUGUUCAAUUAUGUAAUGUUUACACAUCAGCUAUCCAUUCCAAACAUUAUCAGCAACAUUAAUUUGUGUCGUGCUUCAUUAAGUGGAAAUACUUUUUUCACAAUGUGGGGAAAAUGCCAGCUAUGCAGCAGCUCUCAAAUUGAACAGAAGCUGGUGUUACAUGGGAUCGAAGAAGUUUUUUUCACUAAUAGGGGAAAGUGAUUAUUCCUACUCUCCAAUAUGCAGAAUUCCUGUGUGUGUGUGUGUGUGUGUGUGUGUGAGAGAGAGAGAGAGAGAGAGAGAGAGAGAGAGAGAGAGAUUCAAAAUUGUAGAUUUUAAUAACUUCCUAUUUUAAACUUGGCAAUGUCCUGAAAUCAUUCAAAUAAAGUGAAAUAUUGAUUAA
This is a messenger RNA of Anolis sagrei ordinatus, 4689 nucleotides long. Lineage: Eukaryota; Metazoa; Chordata; Lepidosauria; Squamata; Anolidae. The record is from RefSeq and is a predicted model, not a curated record.